GAAAAUGGUGACCUUUUCAUAUCUCACAUUCAAGGAAUAUUUCAUAUGAAUUCCAUAUUAAUGAAUUUUACGAAAAAGGAAAGCGGAAAAAUAUAAUUAUCGUUGUAAUAACUCUCCAAAGAGUUACAAAUUUAAGUUUACCUCUUUUUUUCUUCUUUUUUUGAUUGAAUAAUUCAUUCUAGUUGAUGUUUAACGCGUUUUAUCUGGACAUUGGUCAUACAAAAUGUGUCGCCUCCAACCAUACACUACCUCAUGGAAUUUAUUAUACACUAGGAUCUCUCGUUUUACAACGUGUCUCUUGAUUUUACCGCUAGCUUCUACACUUUGGUCUAACAGUAUUGAAGAUUUCACCAAGCCUUCUAUUACUUCAUCUAAGUUGAAUGACAGUGUAUCAGAACUCGUGUUGGACAUUGGAGAAAACCUCACUCUUACCUGUACAGGUACCAGACCAGUAAAAUGGGAAAUUCCACACAUUAACAGGCAGGGAACUACCAUCAUUAUAAGUAAAUCCGAUGACGACCUUGAGGUUAAUGCUACAAUGACCAGUGCUACAUAUGCUGACACUGGUAAGUUUACAUGCACUUACAGAAGGACGCUGUGGCUGAGAGCAGAUGUUUACAUUUACUUUAGAGAUCCAGAUAACUUCUUUGUUGAAAGUAUUAUAUUCAGUCAUGUGGUCAGCCUUAAAACAGGAUACUUCAGAUGCCUAGUGACAGACCCUAAUAUCAAAGUGAGCCUACAGAAGCAUGACAAACUUGUUGAACUUAGCAAAAACCUCCAGUAUGACCCAAAAAUGGGUUUUGUAAUUAAAAGACCAACAGUGCUGUACACUGGCAGUUUUACAUGUAUUGGGGAACUCAACAAUAAAACUCAAAAAGUAGCUGUGCACAGCACUUUUCAGGAUAAUCAAGAAUUGACUCCUGAAAUUAUUGUACAAAGAACCAAGUAUAUGGUUAAUGAAACAAUCGAAAUGAAUUGCAGAGUUGAAGUUAACAAACAGAGUGCGAUACAUAUGGAAUGGAUUUUACCAAGUAAUAAAGUAAUUGUGGUUUGCAAAUCUGAUCAGGUUUGUUUACCCGAAGAUGAUAAUGAUUCUCUUUUGCAGACAUCCCAUCGGGUUCGUGUAUCAACACCUAAACGAGAACACCGCAGAGGUAUCGAUGUAUUUUAUGCCAAAAUUUACAUUCGAAGAGCUAAUCUGAAUGACAGUGGUAUAUAUGUAUGUAACGUCAGCAGUUCUAGCUCUAUGAGUACUGAUGUACACAUUUCAGUCUACGAAAAAGAAUUUGUAUAUUUAAACAACUCUGAAAAAUUGGUUCGAGUGAGUGAAGAUAAAGACAGGGUGUAUCUGACAGCUAACUAUGUCUCCUUUCGUAAACCUAAUAUAACAUGGUUCAAAAAUAGUGAGAUAAUCAUGGAGGGUAUAAAAUAUGAAAUCCGCAUAAUCGAUACAGUACUGGAUCUGGUGAUUUACAAUCCUAAGUAUGAAGAUAGUGGUAAUUAUACAGUGUUUGCUGUAACAAAAGAUAUGAACAGUACCUUGAGCCUUAUGCUUGUAGUUAUUGGUAAACCAAUAAUUCAACUAGAUACUAUACCAGCAAAGGAUUUUUUCAUGGUUGAUCGUAAAGUAACAUUGAUUUGUAAUGUGUCAUCAAACCUUGAUGAUGAAAUGGUAUGGAUGUGGCAGGCAUGUGAUCCAUUUCACUGUUCUUCAAACCCAGCAGCAUGGUCAGUAGUCAACAAAACUACAAUAGAAAAUGGACUAACUACACAGAAUAAUCCAGAGAUUGUUACAUUCAAAAAAUACACUGUGCUGAAUGUAACAGCUUUAGUUGGAGGUCAAUAUAAAUGUCAAGCAACCAAUAGACAAGGAAUAAGUGAAAAAAUAGUAAAUUUCUCCCUUAGUGACAUUGAAAAUGGCUUUAUGUUUACAACAAGUGUAAAGUCACCAGUUGAAGGCGAUGAAAUUUUCUUGACAUGCAGUGCUAAUUUGUGGAAAUAUUCUGACCUCACAUUGAUGUUUGAAAGAUUAUGGGAUACUGAUGUCUAUUCUAAGUUCCCAUCAGUCAAUAGAUCAUAUGGGCGAUAUAACAUAUCUCAAAAUGGAAACCUCCAAGCAGAAUUAAAAGUAACAAACUACUCUAAUAUCCUUACCAAGAAAUUCAAUUCAAUUCGGUUGUCUGAUUCUGGAAUCUACCGAUGUAGAGUGAACAAUUCCAUAAAAUUUGAUAAAAUUAUCUCUCUCGAUGUUGAAAAGAUGAUACCUCCAAUGCUUGGUCGUACCAUUGAAUCAACCCUUCAUGCUAGCCUGAACAUGUCCCUGCCACUCUCUUGUGAAGUAAUUGGUGGCAAACCUUCUCCAACAAUGCAUUGGUUUUUCAACAACGACCAAAUUUUUGAGAACAACACUUUGGGAUUACAUAUAGAAGAUGGAGGCAGAAUGCUUGUUAUACAAAGAACAACCAUUGACCAUUCUGGAGUUUAUACUUGCUUCAUAAAAAAUCGUGCUGGUUCUGUGUAUGCAAAUGCAACUGUACUUGUUGGAGAAAAUUAUAGUGCUGCUGGAAUGAGUAAAAUAGAAAUUAUUGUCAUAGUUUGUGUAUCAUUGGCUGUUCUUAUUAUCAGUUUAGCUGUCAUCUGUUUCAUCAUCAAGAAGGUCAAGAUCAAACAUGACUUUGAUGAUCUUGAAAAACAACUUGUUGUGCCUAAAGGUGAUUACAACCCAGAUAUUCCUAUUGGAGAACAAACUGGAUGCCUACCUUAUGAUUCACGGUGGGAAUUUCCAAAGGAACGACUUCGAUUAGGAAUGAUACUUGGUCAAGGUGCAUUUGGAAGGGUCAUCAAAGCAGAGGCAAUAGGGAUUGAAGAUGGAAUUGAUGUUACAACAGUAGCUGUUAAAAUGGUUAAAGAUUGUACAGACCGUGAACAAAUGGAAGCAUUGUUGUCAGAAUUAAAGAUUCUUAUUCAUCUUGGUCCUCACUUAAAUAUUGUUAAUUUACUUGGCGCUGUCACUAAGAACAUUCGAUAUGGUGAACUGUAUGUCAUGGUUGAAUAUUGUCAUUUUGGGAACCUACGCAACUUCCUUUUGAAGCACAAAGAUAGUUUUGUGGACACAAUGGAGGACAUUAUGAUGGACGAAAAAAAAUUCCUGUUGGAUGAAGCCUCGAAGCCACACUACAUCAAUCAUGCAGACACGGAUAACAAUGAACACCUGAAUCGACCUCUGACUACAAAAACUAUCAUUUGUUAUGCUUACCAAGUGGCAAGAGGGAUGGAAUAUUUAGCUUCUAAAAAAUAUAUCCACAGAGAUCUAGCUGCUCGUAACAUCCUGUUGGCUGCUAAUGAGGUUGUCAAGAUCUGUGAUUUUGGCCUUGCCAAGAACUGCUACAAAUCAGCUGAAUACCACAAGAAAGGAGACACACCUGUUCCCAUCAAAUGGAUGGCCAUUGAAUCUCUGACACACAGAAUCUACACAACGAAAAGUGAUGUAUGGUCUUAUGGAGUUUUUAUUUGGGAAUUAUUUUGUCUUGGUGGUAAUCCGUACCCCAGCGUCAAAAUAAAUGAGAAAUUCAUUGAUUUAUUGAAAUCUGGAUACAGAAUGGAUAAACCUCAGUAUGCAACUGAUGAGAUAUACAAAGUUAUGUGUGAUUGUUGGAAGGUUGAACCAGGACAAAGACCUACAUUUUCUCGACUUGCAGAUACAAUGGGCAGUUUUCUAGAAGCUGGAGUCAAGCAAUACUACUUAGAUCUGAGCCAAACGUAUGUGGACUUACCUACAGAAAAUUGUCAAGAUGGCUAUCUGAAAAUGGAUGGUACUGAGUAUACCAAGAUGUCUCCUCAAGUGCCUGAUAUCGACGCGGACACCCUGUCAAGCCACUCCAGCCAAGCAGCAGCUAUGCAAGAAUAUAUGAACCCACGUUGGGCUAAUGAAGAAGCUGAAAAGUAUGAACUGGAAGCUAUGCUUCUUUCUAAUGGUUCUUGUCUGCAGCCACAGGAUGCAAAUUCUAAACAUACUAAAGCCCAAGUACACCAUCAGGAAGAUAGUGACAGUGGGCAUUCAAGUGCCUAUGCUCCUGGGACAUCUCCAAAUAUCAAUAACGAUGAAUAUUUAUUACCUCAGAGCAUCGCAUGCAAGAAACAAGCUGACGAUUUGUUAACUGGUGACAAUUUGGAUUCCUUUGGUUCUCCAUAUCCUUAUAAUGAUGUGGCACCUCCAGACUACAGUGCUGUGAUGGAAGAUGUUGGAGAAAAAGCCUUAUGAAAGUGUUCAUUUGUUUCUUUUAAAUGAAAUUAAUGAUAGACUAAAGCUGUUCCUAUGCAGUUUCCUGCUAAUCACUGACAAGGUGAUACUGGAUUGUUUUUUUUUUUUAGGUGUGUGUGCAUGUUCUGGAAAUAUAAAUAAAUAUAUUCUAGGAUUAUUUAAUAUAUCCAGAGAUAGCAGAUAUGCAACAUCAAAUCUAAGAUUCAAGCAGAAUUGAUGCUUGGUCAAGCAAAACUGAACAAAGUAAUCAAAAAAACUAAUGGCUCCACUGGGGUUACUUUUGUACAUAAACUACACUGAAGUACAUAAACUAUACAUUUUUCUACAGAAAUCAAAUUCUUGAUAGAAAAAUCAGUUUUUUUUUUUUUAUGUAUUAAAAAAGAACAUUCUCUUUCUUUUCACACUAUUUUAAAUAUAUUUUUAUUAUUAUUCCAUAAUUGUUUAUAUUUUUAAAUUCCAUUCAUCAUCCUUCAGUUUUACCUUUAAAAAACUAUAGUUCACACCACUCUUAUAUCAUUUCAUUUCAUCUGGAUUUGGGGUGGGGGUCAUAGUAUUUAGGGUUGGCUAACAUAUCAAGGAAGAACUUAGUUAAGAUUACUUGGAAAUUUAUUCCAUACUCUGAAAUCUGUUUGGAUUGUUUCUUUAAUAAAAUGUUACAACACAUUAUGAGGAUGAACUUGUACAGAAAGCAUCUGUGGUUGUUUCUUUUAGCAAUGGUUCAUGAACAAACUGGGGUUUGCUACCAUAAUAUUUUCACAUGUGUCUAUAUCUGUGUGUGAUGUGAUCAGCACUUGAAAACAUUCUGUGGAAAGCCAGCUAGAUAUUAACUUUGAAGUUCCAAUCAUCUGUGCAUGUAGUGAUUCUCAUCUCAUUCAACUAAAUUCUUUAACUUUCUAAACUUUUGGACCUAAGUUUGUUUUCGUUUUUUAGUUUACUUUUAGGAUGGAAUUUAGUUAGUUUUUCUGCCUAUGAUGGAUUUUCACCUAUCCUAAAUUUCUUCAACACCUCAUAUAAAAUAUAAAUUAAAAUUUAACAUCUUCAAAUUACCCAAAUUUAAUAUGUUGUUCUGUAGCAAUUGGGUUUCAUGUUAUUGCAAAUUAAGAUAUUUACAUAAAAUUCUUUGGCAGAUAUUUUAGCCGGUUGCUGCCCUUUUUAAAAUCAAAACUCUGAUAAAGUCAGAAUGAUACUUUGAUUUCUCCUCACUAAACUGAAAUAAGCAGAGGUGUGCAUCUUGUCCCAGAACAGCUUACACCUACAUUUUUGAGUUGUUAAAUCACUGUUGAGUUCAGUAAUAUUUUUUUAUUUUAAGACCAUCAAUGAAUGAAAAAAAAAAUCAAAGUCAUGAUGAUGAUGAUGAUGAUGACCAAAUUAAAAAUCUAAAAGUAAAACAUUUUGUCAUGAAAUUAAUGACCAUAUUCAUGUUCAUUUAUAUUUGGUCAAUCUAAAACCAUUACUUGUUCACUACUAAAAGUCUGUUGCAGGAAUCCAUGAAAGAAUAAAAUCUUCUUCAUGAUAUUCUACAAAUACAUUAAUUCAUUUUACCACACAUGUAAUGUACAGCUUCAAUGUACAUUACACCACUCAAAUCAGUAGUUCUCAAUAGCAACAGUCUUUCAUCCUCAGUGCCUUCAUCAAACAAAUUCUUCCAUUAUUUUCAGUAGCCAAACUGUAAGACCCUGCUACAUUUGUUACCAAUAGAGUAUAAUAUUUAUUUUAUACGGCCAUUACUCAACGAUGUCAUCAAUUUUAACUAAAUAAUUUCCUUCUCUUAUACAUAUAUGGCUGUGUGAUUAAGAACUUUGUUUCACAACUGUGUGGUCUUGGUUUCAAUUCCACUGCACGACAUGUUGUCUUCUAAUCAUAGCCUUUAUUCAACCAAAACUUUUUGGGUAAAAUUUCAGAGAUGAACUGUUGCUGUUGUUUGGUUGAUAGGUUUAAUCCAAGACCAGAAGAGUCUGGUCUGUUGCAAGUAUGUAGGCCGAGUCAGAUCUGUGGUCUGAAGAUAACUCCCUCCUUUUCUCCUAUCAGUCUUGGAGGCCCUAAUAAAAGUGAUGCAUAUUGCUCCUACUUCUGAAAAAUACACAAAAGAAAAUUAUUGGUUUAUAUAUCUUGACCAAAGAAUGGAUUUAGCAUUAUUUCAUAUCCUCUGAAAACCUGUGUGUGUGUGUGAACGUGAAAAAGAGAGAGAGAUGCAGUGGUCAGUCACCUUUGCACCAUGUUAUCUUACCAUAUGGCAACUGGAGGUGAACUCUUAUUAAGUUGAUAUUAUGAAACGGUUUCAGUUCUAGAUUAGAACCAUUUCAAAAUAUGAUCAACAUCACAAAAUCCCCUUUUUCUGUAGACUAUAAUCAAAAGAAAUCAGAGUUUAUUCAUCUGCUCUGAAAUUUUAACAUACAGACACCAGUUGGUGAUUAAUUAAACAGUUAAUAGUUGCAGAUUUUUUUGGAGAAAUGAAUAAAAUCUUCUGUUGUUAGUAUAUUUUUAACCAGUUUAAAAUCUUUGAUUUAUACAGUGGUUGGCGUUAGGAAGGGCAUCCAGCUGUAGAAACUCUGCCAAAUUAGAUUGGAGCAUGGUGUAGCCAUCCGGUUGCACCAGUCCUCAGUCAAAUCGUCCAACCCAUGCUAGCAUGGAAAGCAGAUGUUAAACGAUGAUGAUGAUGAUUGUGCAUCAGUCAUAAUUUCCUGUAUUCAGUCACCAAAAGAUUAGUUGCUGCAAUUUUCUUUUUUUCGAAGUGAAAUUUUUUUCGCAAGUUGUUUAAAUGUUAAAUAUGCAGCUUCACAUUUAUCCUAUAUGUCAUAUGCCAAACAAACCAAUUCAGUUACACAAAACGCAAAAUAUGAUAGGGAUAUACACAUACAAAUGCAUAGCAAAUUUGGUUGUUUGGUUAAGAAGUUUAUAAAUGGCACUUUAGGCAAGUGUCACCUGGUAUGGCCUUGAGUUGAGCAAUAGUUUGUAGGUGAAAAUUGGUAGACAGAAAUUGUACAGAAGUGUGUCUUGUACAUAUAUAUAUGUAUAAACAUAUGUAUGUGUAUAUCGGCAAGAAAUUACUGAUAAAUUGAUUAGUAAGAUGGAAAUGUCUUUAGGUAAUUGUUCCAUCUGAAUUGUACAGACAAUUCCUUGUCAUAGAUACAGUGAAUCAUCGAUUGAUCUGUUGGAAACCUAUAGCCAAUGACAUGAUAUAUACAUAUAUAUAAAGAAAGAAAACAAAUUUUUGGUUUUUGUUGAAGAAAUUUUUUGGUUUAUAAAAUUGAUUGUUCUUCCUACUAGCAUGAGCAGGUAAAGUUAUGUACCUGGCUCAUAGACAACACUAUGGAUGAAAUAAGAUUUGAACUCAUGAUUGUAUGAUGAUCACCAUCAUCGUUUGACAUCCAUCUUUCCAUGCAUGCAUGGGUGGGACAGUUGACAGGAGUAGGCCAGGUAGAAAACUACCCUGGGCUACUAUGUCUGUUUUGGCAGGAUUUUUAUGACUGGAUGCCCUUCCUAACAUCAACCACUCUACAGAGUGGUCUCAAGUGCUUUUUACGUGGUGCUAACACAGGCGAGGUUAGUUUUGGCAUAAUUUUUACAGCUGGAUGCCCUUCCAAAUGCCAACCACUUUACAGUGUGGACUGGAUGCUUUUUACAUGGCACCAGCACUGGCAGUGUCACCAAGUAACUCGCAAGACAAGGAAUUUUGAGAGGGGCAGGGGCAUUUGAGGAGGGGCACUUGUGUCAGAGGAUGAAAGAUUAGAGUGUGAUAGAGAGGCAGAAACAGGUGUCUUGCUAUAAUCAGUUGUUAAUCUUCCUGGACUUCAGAGCCAUUAUGCCUCAUAUAUAACCAUAUAUAAUCAAAUGAUUAUAUAUGAACAGCCAUAUCUCAUAUACAAUCAUUCCCUACCCCCUGCUACCCUUGUUUAUCAUUGUUGCAUCUUCUGAAGUUAUUCAGUAAACCCGAAUAGUAAAAAUUAUUUAUUUAUUUAUUUAUCACUAGCAAACUCAUGUAUACCCAAAAUCUUGUUCUGCCUUACUGAAAGAGAGAAAUCAGUUUGAUGAUGAUGAUUAAAAUGAUGUACUCUUACAGAUUGUUAUAUAUGCUCUUUAACUUAGAAAACUCUUUACAGCUAAUUCUAAUCACUAAAUAAAAUAUGGGAUCAAAUAGAUAGACAUAAGUCAUAGGAAUAUUUUAAUAUACACACUUUCCUCCGAAAUUCUCAUUAACAUUCCAUUCUGCUGCUGACCACAGGCUAGUAAUUAACAACACAGACCUUAUGUGUGUGUGUACAUAUAUAUCCAUCCAACAAACAUCCUUGCACCCAUGUAUCCAAUCUGUGUGUGAAUGUGAGCUACAUUUCUCGUAGAUUAAAAUGUGUGUGUGUAUAUGUAUGCAUUAUGUGUGUGUGUGUAUGUAUAUAUAUAUAUACAUAUAUAUAUAUAUGUAUGUAUGUAUUAUGUAUAUAUACAUUUACACACAUACAAACACAAAUUGUAUAUGACUGAGAAAGAAAGAAACAAACUUGUAAAGACAAAACAAGUUGAAAGUAACAUCCAAGUAUUUACCUUCUUCCUUAUAUCUGCUCAAUGUGGUCCCAUUUAAUAUUUUAAAAAAUAAAAAGGUAACUGAAAUUCAUUUACCUGUUUAUGUCCACUCUUUUAUGUGCCCAUGUAAUACAUACACUUACAUCUUAUUUAAAAGGAAGAUUGUACUUUAGUACUGUGCAUUUUCUAAUCCUGUGUCUAUUGUUUAAAUUAUUACCUUAAACUUUAGACAUUAGCAGACACUAUUCUUAUAGAAACUCAAAGGAAAUAUUCCAGUACAUUAACAUAAAAUCAAAACCACCCACUCAUCAGCUAUAUUAAAAAAUGUUGUGAAGAAUAAUUAGCAUUCAUUUAUCUGUCAUAUCAUAUGAUGAACAUUUAACAUACCUAUACAUUCACACAUAUAAAUGUGUGCAAAAACAUGCAUAGUCUAAAGAAAAUUCUAGUCAAAAAUUCUUUGCAUUUAAGAAUUUUGAAACUUUUUUUUUUUAAUAUAAUUUUAAAAAUUGAAUGUAUUUUAUACAGUUUACCUCCUAACUGUCAUCUUCACUCUGACGGUCUUCAUUUGUGGUCCAGUGAACAUAAAUGCUAAGCAAACUUGAUUAAAAUGUUCUGAAAUGGUCAUUUGAUAAAAUGUUUGCUAUUCACAUUCUAUCAGAUAUUACUUGCAGCCCUCCAUCUUGAAAUGAUGUGCCUUAUGUGAGCCCUGUAUCCUUUAUAUUUACACUUUUACUCUAAAUUCAUUUAUGUUCUCAUCCAUUGAAUGUCAGAAAAAAAAAAUUUAAAUAAAGUUUUCAAAAAGAGAAAAAA
This is a messenger RNA of Octopus bimaculoides (California two-spot octopus), 9586 nucleotides long. RefSeq names its product vascular endothelial growth factor receptor 1. Gene Ontology annotation, cellular component: plasma membrane; signaling receptor complex. The record is from RefSeq and is a predicted model, not a curated record. Gene Ontology annotation, biological process: cell surface receptor protein tyrosine kinase signaling pathway; positive regulation of kinase activity; protein phosphorylation. Lineage: Eukaryota; Metazoa; Mollusca; Cephalopoda; Octopoda; Octopodidae. Gene Ontology annotation, molecular function: ATP binding; transmembrane receptor protein tyrosine kinase activity.